Molecule: messenger RNA, 4006 nt
Organism: Silurus meridionalis
Lineage: Eukaryota; Metazoa; Chordata; Actinopteri; Siluriformes; Siluridae
Gene: gal3st3
Product: galactose-3-O-sulfotransferase 3
Biological process (GO): glycolipid biosynthetic process
Cellular component (GO): membrane
Molecular function (GO): galactosylceramide sulfotransferase activity
Source: RefSeq, a predicted model, not a curated record
AUUCAGGCACCGUUAUCCAGAGCGACUUAUCCAGGUUCCGUUAUCCAGAGCAACUUAUCCAGGAAUAGAUGAUGUCUCAGAAGAAAAUUUUCCUGAUUUUGUUGGCAGUUAGCACUGUCAGUUUGCUGUUGCAUCAGGGGGGUCACCUUAGCUGGCCCAUGGAGGUAUUCAGGCAGAUCUGCCCGUCCAUAAACUCUCCUCAAAUUGGCCGCCCUGUCAAACACACCAAUGUGGUCUUCCUCAAGACACACAAAACAGCCAGCAGUACUGUGCAGAACAUAUUCUUCCGCUUUGCCGAGCGCAACAACCUUACAGUGGGGCUGCCGGUCACCCAGUGCGACCACCAGUUCUGCUACCCACGCCUCUUCAGCAGCCAUUUUGUCCACCCCCAUACCUUGCCUCCGAACAUUGUGACCAACCACCUACGCUUUAGCCGCUCGGAGUUGCAACGCCUGAUGCCCAAUAACACCAUCUACAUCACCAUCUUGCGUGAACCUGGUGCCAUGUUUGAGUCCCUGUUCAGCUACUAUAACCAGUACUGUGACUCUUUUAAGCGAGUCCCCAAUGGCUCUCUGGAAGCUUUUCUGGACAACCCCUGGGCUUACUAUCGUCCAGAAGAGAAAGAUUCAAUGUACGCCCGGAAUACGCUUACCUUUGACCUGGGUGGUGACAAGGAUCGACCGCACGCGGACCUAGAGAGGUAUGCAAAGCGGUUUGCUGCGGAAGUAGAGUAUACUUUCUCGCUGGUCAUGAUCGCAGAAUUUUUUGACGAAUCACUAGUCCUGCUCCGGCAUUUAUUGUCAUGGGAUCUAGAGGACGUGCUCUACAUCAAGCAAAACAUGCGCAUGCCUUCCUCUAAAGACAACCUUUCUGAGGCGCAACUGCACAAAAUCCGAGACUGGAAUGCCAUUGACGUUGCACUGUACAAACACUUUAACGCCACACUUUGGAAGCAGCUGAAAGAACUAGGGCUUUCUUGUGUCGACAAAGAAGUAAAGUUGCUCCGACAUGCCCAAGAACAAAUGGUACGUGGCUGCUACGGCGGCAAUUUACCUCGGCUGCGCUCAGCUGCAGAGAUCACCAACAGAGAACUGCGGCCCUGGCAGCCCAGCUCCAAGGUGGCUAUAGUUGGCUAUGACUUACCUAUCAAUGCAUCCAAGGAGUCCGGCAUGUCACAGGACAUGUGCCUAAUGAUAAUGCCUGAAGUGCAAUAUUCAAAGCGACUGCUGCACAUGCAGAUGGUGCGUUACAGGAAUAAGUACUUUUUGAAUACAAAACAACAUCUUGUCCUGAAACAAGUUAACCAGCAACAGCAAGCCUCCACUUCCAUUUUACAUCAAUCAGGCACUCCAGGGAGGAGCUCCAGAAUACCCACACGGGUCUUCCAUCAAUCACCUCAACUCCGUUCACAUAAUUAGUUCCCUUUGUUUUAUUGUUCCAUCUUGUGACCCAGACUGCAGGGAAAGAGCUAUGAAAGAACAGUGAUGGUCCACGCUUCUACCAGCCAUCAACAACUCCCUCCUCAGGUCCUGUUCAUCUGUGCCAUUUCAGUGAAUGGCUUUAAGGAUUCCUCUAAUAAGGACUAUGAAUCUCUUAAAGACCAGAGUGUGUGAAUUUGUGCUUUUUUUUAGCUGCAAAAUGUGAGUGUAUGAACAUAGCUCAUGUACACACCCAUACGGUAUGGUACGAACAUAUAUCCUGCCUUUGCAGGAGGACUUUUUAUAGCUUGGGUCUAUUAAGGGCAAGACAUGUUUACUUGUCUAUGCAUGAGAUCUACAUGAUAACAUCUGGAGUUGACCCUAGAUGUAUUUGUAAAUAAAGCACCUUUACUGUUGAAGGGACAGCCAGCAAAAUGUUCAGGUAAUGGCCUGAGGUAGAUGUUUCUUAGUUUCAAACAGCCUCUCUUAUCUCAUCCAUGUUACCUGAUAAGCUACAUAUACUGUGGGUGUGUGCUGCCCAGGCUACAGUGCUGAAAUAUGAGGGUGAUAAAACUGCUGCAUGCUGAAAUGACAGGCAAUAUGAUUGACUUCUUUGUCUCGAUCAGUUGGAUGUUUUGGUCCAUGACCUCUUUGGAUCGUGUUCUUUUCAAGUGCAUUAUUUAUUAUCACUUUAGAACAAGCUUUCUGACAUGAAGUCACUGACGAUACCUUUUAGAAAGGCUUAUCCAAGCUGCGUUUCAUUCGAAUGACAGAAGACAUCUGUAAACUCAUUGGUUUGAGUUUUUGACCGACGGCAGAGAUGCAACCCUAUUGUAGGGUGAAACACAUUUAAAUAUUGAAUCAUUGAAUCUUAUUUGCUUUUGAUGCUGCUUAGGUUACACUGCUCCUGCAUUUCUCUUGACCUGGGAGAAAGAAUGAAUGAAGGACAGAAAAUGAAGACGAGAAAAUAGCCUGUCAUGCUAUCAUGCGGGACUCGAUAGUCUCAAAAAGCAAUUUGCAGUAACACAGUGACCUUGAAGCUUGACAUGUAGUGCGGUGCAAUUGGGCACUGCGCUCACACACUACAUGUAAGGCUUAACUUCUCAGCGUGAAAGUGACAAACGAAAAGGAUGUAAGUUAUAAUUUAUAUUUAAUAUUGAGUUACUGUCUCAUUUUCUUACAAAGCUGGUACAUGAUUUGAUUGUGUUCAGGUAAAAUUUUCAACAUCAUUUUUUUUUUUUUUUGUUUUUUUGUUUUUUUUGCUUGUGCUGCUUGUGCACUACUGAUAAAAGUGUGUGUGUGUGUGUGUGUGUGUGUGUGUGUGUGUGUGUGUGUGUGUGUGUGUGUGUGUGUAAGAAAACCCAAGUAUAACACUGUGUUCCAAAAAUGAUUUCAAUCCCUCUAUUUUCUAUGACUGUACUUGUACUACUUUUUCCCAAAUUAAUAAUAAUUAUUACUGUUAUUUUAUACACAGCAGUAUCAACAAUAGCAUUUGGAGCUUUAGCGCUUUACAGUAUUUUUCCUUUGUCGAUUGAGUUGUAUUAAUCCUACAAAAUAGACUCCACUGAUGCACCUUGUAUUAAAAUAGAAUUGUAGGCACACUAUGUAAUUAGUGCAAAAGAUGUACCUCCUAUGACAAAUAAUCCGUAUACCUAGUGUGACAAUUCUAUAAAAAAAUAAUUUCCACUUAAACCAUGGAUUGGGGAAUAACAGAUGUGCCAGUUUACAGCGUGAAUCCUGAACUUCAUCUAUGUGCUUUUAAAAUGGUUUUCUCUUGCAAAACGUUUUUAUUCUAGACUACAGUUUAUUACUAUGAUACAUCAAUCACUAAGAAUCCUUGGUAAUAUACUGCUUCCAUUAAGAUAAUAAUAAAUUUAUUACAGAGUAGGUUGAGAAUACAGCCUCGCCAAGUGACUCCUCGUAGGCGAUACUGACUUGCACCGGAUACUCACACACAUCAGCCAGUUCACACCUCGUUUUCCCACUCAGAGCUGUGCAUCUCAUCCAUCUCACAUUGAGGUGAGCAGGACAGAGCAGAUAAACCAGGGCUCACUUACUACUUGAAUCAAAAUAUAGGGAUCAAGAUCUGGGUUUCCUUAUCAAAUAAAUAAGUGCUCUUGUGUUAUAGAGUUAUUACAUACAUAGAUUUUUUUUUUUUUUUGCGCGCAAUCGCAUGUGUUAAGUGUCUUUCAUCUGCCAUCCAAAGCUGUCGGAUGUGACCUGCUUCCUUUAUUCCUAAAAUACAACGAUUGAAAAACUAUGAAAUCAAACUGAAUGUGAAUAUUAGGUGUUUUGAUUGAGAUAUUUUUUUUUAUUUUUAUUUUUUUAUAGUUCUUAGAUUUUAAAAGGGUACUCUGUACGGUUACAACAUACAUCUCAUCUGAUGGACAGACUAUAAAAAGCGCGACUGUGUCGCAUGAAGGAUUUUGUAAAAGGACACUGGAUUUGUUCUAAAGUCACUUUCGGAUGGUAUGUUUAUUUCAAUUAGGAGCUUUAAACAAGAUGUUUCUGACAAUCAAAAUUUCUGAUAUAAGGAUUGUGUGUUAAUUUAUGUAAAGAGAAUAAAACCAAUAAAAUUAAACAAAAAA